Molecule: messenger RNA, 2008 nt
Organism: Salvelinus sp. IW2-2015
Lineage: Eukaryota; Metazoa; Chordata; Actinopteri; Salmoniformes; Salmonidae
Gene: arl14
Product: ADP-ribosylation factor-like 14
Biological process (GO): vesicle-mediated transport; intracellular protein transport
Cellular component (GO): plasma membrane; cytoplasm
Molecular function (GO): GTPase activity; GTP binding
Source: RefSeq, a predicted model, not a curated record
UAAGUCACACUUUUUUUUGUAUUUUCACACUAAUUAAGCCACACAAAAACGCACAAAAUCUGCUGAAAAACUUUCUGUACAUAUUUGCACUAAUUGAGUGUGAGAUUGUGUUGCAACUGAAUAUGACCAGUUAGUUUAAAUGUAAUACUAGGCCUGAAGGYUACAGGCAGCAACUGAGAACCAAGCAAAAAUGUGUUAUUUCUUUAUUUCUCUCUCUUUCUUUCAUCUAAACAUCUUUGGAAUUGUUCUCCAUUGUUUGAUAUGUAACUAUAAUGUAAGUUAUAUUGCCUGCCUGAUGGUUUUAUUGUGAUUUAAGGUAUCUGUAUCUGUCAGAUUGAAAUGGAAAAUGCAAUAUAUUCUAUAUGGUGUCCUAAUGGCCCAUAUAUUAUUUUAGCUAUAGGCUAGUUUAUACAUGACAUAACCAAUGGUUGCCUUGGCCUUAAGUACAUCUGAAUGACAUAAUGAUAUAUAUGAUAUACUGUUAUCUGAUGAUAUAGAGGGUGCGUGCGUUCGUCUCAAUGCGUAUACUUUGUUCAACUUUACGUAAAGGUCAAACAAUUCGAGGUGACGCUUCAAUGUGUCUUUAGAGCAGGUUAAAUACCAUGCACAUGGARGAUUUUAACAUGUGAAGUGUGAUAAAAACAUGAGGCUUUUAAACCUGCGCAUGUGUCACAUUGUAUUGUUUGUGUCAACAGCGCACUGAUUUGAUUCAUGCUAAACUGGCUCAUUUGGUGGAUAAGUUCCUAACCAAACAACAGUCAUAUCUUGCUUCAUAUAGGACAUACUUUGACCCUUGCUUAUCGGUGAACGAAAGGUUUAUAGGUAGCAUGUAAUCGCUUACCUGGUAACAGAAAGGCAACGCACUGGGUAAACACCGCAGCUCGAGGCAGAGAACAGUGACAUAAGGUGAUAUCACUGCCUCUCCCUGACUUGCGUCUUUGCCAAGUAGUCGGGUUACGCUUUACCACACAUGGGACAGCGGGGAUCGAGACCCCAACCCGAGGCCCGAGUUCUCCUAUUGGGUCUCGACUCAGCGGGGAAAUCAACCCUUCUUUACAAACUGAAAUAUAACGAAUCGGUCAAUACCGUUCCCACAAUCGGCUUCAAUGUGGAGAUGAUAGAAGCCAAAAAGAAGAGGGAGACAGUUGCUCUGACCGUGUGGGACGUGGGCGGCCAGAAUACAAUGAGGCACUACUGGAAGAGCUUCUAUCAGGACACUGCUGGACUGGUGUUCGUGGUGGACAGCUCCGACAGGCGCCGGUUGGACGAGGCCCGGCGGGAACUAGAUCACGCCCUGAGGAGUGAAUUCUUACGGGGUCUGCCUGUGGUCAUCCUCGCCAACAAGCAGGACCUUCCCGAGGCCGUAUCCGUCACGGAGAUAACGGAGCGCUUUCACCUGAGGACGAUGAGCGCUGAGCGGGACUGGUUCGUUCAGCCCUGCUCUGCUGUGACCGGUGCUGGGCUUAUAGAGGGCUUCCAAAAGGUGGCACACCUGCUCAAACUACCAUCAGAGGACAUUCAAGACAAUAUUAAAGAGACAGUGCAGUAUCUACGAUCAAAAUCAGUCAAGUCAAUGGGUUUGUAAUGUUUGCAAUGAUAGGAUAUGUCAAAAGUUAUUGACAAAUGAUGAUAAUUUGUUUUUAUUGUUUACGGAUGAAGAUCACAUUUCACUAUGAUCAAUGUGUUUCUUYAAAAGGUUGUCACAGUGCAAUAGACUACAUGGAAACGAAAUCAAUCCACGAAGCUAUUCAAUUGACUUUAAAUCAGCCUAUGACAUUUUUUUUCCAACUAAGUUUAAUACGUUUGUAUCAGAUUAUUUCCUCUGAGAAAUAUGGUCAUAAAUAAUGUUAAGUCGCCUAUAGACCUAAUAAUGAACAUGUCAUUAUGGACUUUGGGGAGCAGUGCGUAAAAAACGCACCCCAAAUGGUCAAAUUCACUUUUCAUCUUUUAUGUAGACCUAUAACCUAAUAUAUAUACACGUCUUGUAUCUAAUAAAAUGUCUUCCCUA